Tetrapisispora phaffii CBS 4417 is the source of this 1026-nucleotide messenger RNA. It is a transcript of the gene MTF1, whose product is annotated as RNA polymerase specificity factor. The transcript has a single exon. The record is from RefSeq and is a predicted model, not a curated record. Gene Ontology annotation, molecular function: mitochondrial transcription factor activity. The coding region runs from base 1 to 1026 and encodes 341 amino acids. Gene Ontology annotation, cellular component: mitochondrial DNA-directed RNA polymerase complex; mitochondrial matrix. Lineage: Eukaryota; Fungi; Ascomycota; Saccharomycetes; Saccharomycetales; Saccharomycetaceae. Gene Ontology annotation, biological process: transcription initiation at mitochondrial promoter.
AUGUCUUUAACUGUACCUACGUUGGAAUCUUUGAGUUCCAUUAAAAAAUUUUAUUCAUUCAAAUAUAUGCUUAAUUCAGAUAUUCAUGAGAAAAUAUUCAAUAAAUUGAAGCUCGAAAAGGUUUACUCAGAUUUUAGCAACAAAGUUGAUGUGAUCGAUUUAUACCCUGGUCCAGCUCAACAGUCAGUAAUGUUCAAUAAUAAAUACAAACCAAGAAAUCAUAUUUUAAUGGAAUCAAGACUUGUUUAUCAUAGACAUCUAAUCAAUAAUUACCAGCAGUCUCCAUUCAUUAUAUAUAAAAAAGAUCCAUACGAAUGGUCUUCUUAUACUGACCUGAUUGAUAAGGAAAAGAUUAUAACGCCAAUAAAACAAGACCGUACUCAUGUCAAUGACAGUUUAUUGCUAAUUGCAAAUCUAACGAAUCCAAAUUCAGAAGCUUUAAUGAUGCAAUGGCUAAGUUGUGUCGGUAAUGGAAACUGGUUACAAAGAUUUGGAUUGGUUAAAAUGUUAAUAUGGUUGCCAACAUCAACUGCGAUUAAAUUACUUGCAUGUCCGACUGAUAAAAGUAGGUCUAAAUGUUCACUUUUGACGGAAGCCCUAACUGAUACAAAUUUAGUUGCGACAAUGAAUUCCAAAGAUAUCAAUUUAUUCAACAAGAAAAUAAUUGAUAAAUGUGAUCCAAUUCUAUUUGAUUCAAAAGAUGUCUUACCAGAUAAAAGUUGUUCUAUAUCAUUACUUGAGGUCACUCCAAAACAAACCACUAUUGAUUUCGAUUAUUGGGAUUAUGUCACAAAACAUUUGAUGAUUUUAAAAGGCACUACUCUUCGCAAUUGUGUCGAAUCUUUGGGGCAUGGUGCAAGAGAUUAUUUUGAGAGAGCCAUAAAAGAUCAAUCGAUGUUAGAUAGGUGUCCAGGUGAAUUAACAAUUGAAGAGAUAAAUUAUUUGGUAGAUUUAUUCUAUAAAUGGCCUUAUAAACCGGAUAUCUAUAUGGAUUUUAUCGAUAUAUUUCAAGAUAGUAAUAGUUAA